Molecule: messenger RNA, 1384 nt
Organism: Chenopodium quinoa (quinoa)
Lineage: Eukaryota; Viridiplantae; Streptophyta; Magnoliopsida; Caryophyllales; Amaranthaceae
Product: probable aquaporin NIP7-1
Exons: 5
Coding region: 220-1086 (288 amino acids)
Biological process (GO): transmembrane transport
Cellular component (GO): membrane
Molecular function (GO): channel activity
Source: RefSeq, a predicted model, not a curated record
ACUAUUCUUGUAGAUAUAUUAGAAUAAAAUACUUAGUUUAUUACCUGUAUGUGUACUUCUAUAUAAGCUAACCACAUAUAUUUCUGCAGAGCUUUGAUGAUGUUCCUUCAACCUUCUGUAUACCUUAUUAGGACCAUUAUAAUACAGAGGUCCGACUAACCCGUUAACUAACAUUCUUGUAGCUUUUGAACUCUUCUCGAACAUCUAAAAGAUAAGCAGAUGUUCAGAGAAGAUUCAUCUUCAUUUGAUCAUUCAAGAACAAGGGAAUCGACGAGUGGGCAAUUGCCGGAUGAUCAGCAGAUGGGAGCUACUACUGAGUCAAUGACUGGAACUGAGUAUUGGAAGCUUACCAGCUUGUGCUUCUUACCUAGGGAAUUAAACCUGAAUCCGGCUCGCAUUGCAUUAGCAGAAGGUCUCGGAACGUUCAUAUUGAUGUUCAGCAUAUGUGGGAUAAUGGGGAGUAUGCAAUUGUUAGGGAACCAAGUAGGUCUUUUGGAGUAUGCAACUACAGCUGGUACAGCCAUAGUUGUCAUUAUUUUCACUUUGGGGGAAACCUCAGGUGCUCAUGUCAAUCCUGCUGUCACAAUUGCCUUUGCUGUUUUCGGUCAUUUUCCAUGGAAAAAGGUACCUCUUUAUGUGAUUGCACAAUUGUUGGGCUCCUUAUUGGCAACGUAUGUUGGGCAGCUUGUCUUCAGAGUUAAUCCAGAAGUUAUUAUGACAGUACCUUUAAAAGAUCAUGCUUUUGCAGCCUUUGUAGCUGAAUUCAUUGCCACCUUUAUCGUUACAUUCCUUGCUGCAUCACUAGCAAGAGAUGCAAAAUCUGUUGGUCAUCUAGCUGGUUUUGUGAUGGGCAUAGCCAUUGCACUUGCAGUCUUAAUUACUGGGCCACUUUCUGGGGGAUCAUUGAAUCCAGCAAGAUCAAUAGGACCAGCAAUUCUUGCUUGGAAACUUGAUCAAAUAUGGAUAUAUUUCAUCGCCCCAGUUGCUGGUGCAAUUCUUGGAGUUUUAAUGGUUCAUGCUUUGUGUCUUCAUCAUCAGCCUCCUCAAAGUCAUAAUUUAUCUGCUGCAAGGAGUGUAUUGCCAUAGAUUUUUAAGUUUACCUUUCAUUUUAGAGGAAAUUAUUACUUCUUUUUAUGUUCUUGAUUAGUUGUGAGAGACAAUGCUGGAAAAGUUGUUGGGUUAGUGAAAUGUUAGGGUGUUGCUAGUGAAAUCAGUGGCAGGAGAAGACUAUGAUUCACCUCCACAGCUGACUUAUUGCAGCUCAGGUAUUGUAUUAACAAUAGAGAAACAUGAAUGAGAAAUUGAGAAUGUAAGCGUUGUAUUACAACCCACAACUAAUGUACAAUAAGCCUACUAGCACCCUCCUUCAAGAUGGAGCAUGAAA